UAGCUAGCGAACUACCAAUUAGCUAAAACAAUCAAUUGAAUCUGUUUUUUAUAUUCAACCGUUUGAUAUUUACUGAUUACUACUAAUCGAUUUAAUUAGACCGCACAUUAAUUGCCAUUCGAAAUGAAAUUCUUGCUAGUUAACGUUAACGAACUACCGUUAGCCUGCUAGGUUACAUGGAUAGUUAGCCUGGAACUAAGGGUUUGCAAGGAAAUUAUAUAGCAACAUUGCUUGGUUGUAAACGAUGGCUGAAACUGGGAAUCAUAUGGGCCAUGAGUGCACUGGCUCUCCACACCCCGAGCGGAGGUUGACCUACAGUGGCCUGACUCAAGCCCAGCAAGACAUGCUGGAACGCUGUAUGCACGCGCUAACUCACGCCAAGAACGACAGCCACACAUUGGCUGCGCUGCUUCUGAUCACACGUGUGUGUCCAGCAAAUCAGUUGGACAGUGCAACACUGAGGCGUGUGUUUGAGGCGGUAGGUCUGGGUCUACCAGCACGCCUGCUGGUGACAGCAGUGCAGGGAGGCACAGGCUCAGGACUCCCUGCCGAAGAGCUGCUGUCCCUGGGCACUGCCCUCCUGGCUGCUCUCAGCACUGACCAGGACAUGGCCACACAGCCGCAGCUCCUCAGCACUAUUCCACUGUUGUUAGGCCUGCUAGCAGACGGGCCCGGCUGGACUCCUCAUAGGAAGCCACAAGGCCAGGAGUCUGAGAAGGGUCAGCCUUCAGAGGAAAAUCGCAUGAACGGUGUGGGUCUGCAAGGACGGGGGGCUGAACCACACACAGACCCAGAAGGGCCUGAAUUAAAUGGGAGCACGUCAAACCCUGGAGAGCCAGGCGAGCGUCAGAGUCCAGAGGGGUCCGUUGGCCCCAGCAGAGGUGUGGGCAGGGCAGCUGCGCGACCUCCCGGCCCGGCUGCAGGUCUGGACGAGGCCCUGGCUGCGGACUGCUACCAGGUCCUGAGCAUGGUGUGCGCCUCGGCCAGGGGCCCGGAGCAGCUCCUGUCCCGAGGGGCGGUGCCAGCACUAUGCAGGGCUGUGGAUCAGAAUCAAACCCUCAGCCGGGAGAAGGGACUGCCGCUGCUUGGCCACCUGCUCUCAAGCCGCGUCCGACCCUCGGCCUGGAGCAAACACCCCGCCGAGCUCCUGUCCCUGCUGACUGCUGUCUCUGCAGAGUUUUGCCAGGCAUCGCAACAGGACCGGCUGGAGAUGUGCACCCGGGUGCCACAGUUCUUGCCCCCUUCUGCCACUGUGAUAGAGAGCGGGCUCAGGUCGAUUGUAAGCCAGCUGUGGGGGGCACUCGGGCCCUUUGUGCAGGCCAAAAUCACCCCGGUGCACCUCGGUCCAGUUCUGGUACUGUCUGCCUGCCUGUUGGACCUGUAUGGCUGGGAUCUAGUGGGUCCACCGAAGCUCUGUUGCCUGCUAGUGAACAGAGCCUGUGUGGAAGUGCGGAUGGGCCUGGAGGAAUAUCCCGCCACACACCUGUCCCCUGUGCAGCAGCAGGUGCUCUCCGCCUGCUACCGCAUCAUGGAGGCUGCCAUGGAGCAGGCCUGCAGCCAGGGCCUGGUCCAAGACACUGCCCAGCCACAGACUGCCAUCUCUGGACUGAGUCUGCAGCAGAGCAGGCAGGUUCUGGGGGUCCUGGAGGAAGCCUUCUCUGCAGUCAUCUACUAUCUGCAACAGGUUGGUCAAACUCACCAUGGUGACCCUUUCCUCUUUGCCUCCUUUCGCUCACUUUGUGCCUGGCUGGCAGAGGAAACUUCCUGUCUCAAAGAGGAAGUCAUUGCCCUCUUGCCUUUCCUCAUUAACUAUGCCAAAGGACAUCUGGAAGGAGAGGGUCCUGACAAGGGCCUGUCUGAUUGGAUGUCAAAGAUGUCUGUGAGUGAUGCCACACAGGGCGGGGCCUGGUCACGCGAGGAUGCUUUCAGAUAUCUGCUUCCUGCUCUGUGUCACCUGUCAGCAGAAGAGGGGCCGAGGCAGGUGCUGCUUGGCCUGGACACCCCGGCCCUGCUGGUGGGCUUCCUGGAGCGUCGCUGGGGCGCCCUGAGGGGCAGAGGGGGCGGGGCCGGGACCCGUGAUCCCAGCAUGGAGACGGCCUGCUCCUCUUUGCUCAACUUCGCCAUCACAGAGGCAGACAGAGUCAGGAAGGAUCCAUGUUUUCUCUCUCUCCAAUCUCUGUUGAGCGAUGCACUUCCUGUCCUCCUGCACAAGCCACGCCUACUCGUCCUUGCAGCUAAUUUCUGCACGCUGGGACUGAUGAUUGGCAGGCUGAAACCUGCUUCCAAAGGUCCAGCAGACCUGGUUCAGCGGCGGUUUUUCACCGCGGCCCUGCGCUUCCUGGGGGGGGCCCUAAGCGGCGGCUCGGGGGCGGCUGAAGUGAGCGCGGUGUGGGCGGAGUGGUGGGAGGAGGCGGCUGAGCUGUGGAGGCUGGGGCUCCAGGCGCUCGCCGGCUGCGUGCAGGCCCAGCCCUGGCUGGCUGCCGUGGCCAGGGAGGGCGGCUGGCUGGCAGACACCCUGGCCCUGCUGGCGUCCUGCAGCGCGCUGCCUGAUGCCCACUCCCAGGGGGCGCUAGAGGAGGCGCUUGUUUCACUGGCGCAGCAGUGCCCACUCUGUAGAGAGGAGAUCCGCGCCGUCAUGGUGGAGAACAGAGGAACGCUGCAGAGCAUGGUCCGACUGCAGGGGGCGCUGGCAGACUGACUCACCAAAUGCACAAGUGCACAGACAUGUUCAAAAGGACACUGACAGAUAAUAAGGAGAUGCCAACAUUUGGCAUUGCAGAUAUUUUGUAUUCCUUGUAAUAAAAUCUGACUGACUCUGUGUGGAGAAAGAAAGUACGUUUGCAUCAAUAAAGAUUGAUUUGGCCUCAGUGCUGAACUA
Messenger RNA from Anguilla rostrata (American eel), 2878 nucleotides. RefSeq names its product neurochondrin (gene ncdn). Gene Ontology annotation, cellular component: dendrite. The record is from RefSeq and is a predicted model, not a curated record. The transcript has 7 exons. Lineage: Eukaryota; Metazoa; Chordata; Actinopteri; Anguilliformes; Anguillidae. Gene Ontology annotation, biological process: neuron projection development; regulation of neuronal synaptic plasticity. Bases 245 to 2698 code for a protein of 817 amino acids.